Molecule: messenger RNA, 3160 nt
Organism: Macaca mulatta (Rhesus monkey)
Lineage: Eukaryota; Metazoa; Chordata; Mammalia; Primates; Cercopithecidae
Gene: FAM171A2
Product: family with sequence similarity 171 member A2
Source: RefSeq, a predicted model, not a curated record
GGCGCUUGCGGCGGCUCCGGGCGGAGACAAUCGCGCUGAGCGGGCGCCGCAGCCGGAGCGGGAGCCGGAGCUGCGAGGCGCGGCGCAGAGCUGGGGCUGCGCCGGGCCGGGCGAGCGGGACCAGGCGGGAGCCAUGGACCGCUAGGGCCCGGCCUAGCCCCGCGAUGCCGCCGGCUAGUGGCCCCAGCGUCCUCGCGCGGCUGUUGCCGCUGCUGGGGCUGCUGCUCGGCAGCGCCUCCAGGGCUCCCGGCAAGUCGCAGCCGGAGCCCCCCAGCCCGCAGGAGAUCCUGAUCAAGGUGCAGGUGUAUGUGAGCGGAGAGCUGGUGCCCCUGGCCCGGGCCUCAGUGGAUGUGUUUGGGAACCGGACUCUGCUGGCAGCUGGUACCACAGACUCAGAGGGUGUGGCCACCCUGCCCCUCAGUUAUCGCUUGGGCACCUGGGUGCUGGUCACUGCUGCCCGCCCUGGCUUCCUCACCAACUCUGUGCCCUGGCGUGUUGACAAGCUGCCCUUGUAUGCAUCUGUCAGUCUCUACCUGCUCCCUGAGCGGCCGGCCACGCUCAUCCUCUAUGAGGACCUGGUGCACAUUCUCCUAGGCUCUCCCGGUGCCCGCUCCCAGCCCUUGGUGCAGUUCCAGCGCCGGGCUGCCCGCCUGCCUGUCAGCUCCACCUACAGCCAGCUCUGGGCGUCACUCACGCCUGCCAGCACCCAGCAGGAAAUGCGGGCUUUCCCUGCCUUCCUGGGCACUGAGGCCUCCAGCUCAGGCAAUGGCUCCUGGCUGGAGCUGAUGCCCCUGGCUGCUGUGAGCGUACACCUGCUGACAGGUAAUGGGACAGAGGUGCCACUCUCAGGCCCCAUUCACCUGUCCCUGCCCGUGCCCUCCGAGACUCGUGCCCUCACCGUGGGCACCAGCAUUCCAGCCUGGAGAUUCGACCCCAAGAGUGGGCUGUGGGUGCGCAAUGGCACUGGUAUAAUCCGGAAGGAAGGCCGGCAGCUCUACUGGACCUUCGUCUCCCCUCAGCUGGGGUACUGGGUCGCCGCCAUGGCCUCCCCCACGGCUGGGCUGGUCACCAUCACGUCGGGCAUCCAGGACAUCGGCACCUACCACACCAUCUUCUUGCUCACCAUCCUGGCAGCCCUUGCCCUGCUGGUGCUCAUCCUGCUGUGUCUGCUCAUCUACUACUGUCGGAGGCGCUGCCUGAAGCCGAGGCAACAGCACCGCAAGCUGCAGCUCUCGGGGCCCUCUGACGGUAACAAACGAGACCAGGCCACCUCGAUGUCCCAGCUCCACCUCAUCUGUGGGGGACCCCUGGAACCCGCCCCGUCGGGGGACCCCGAGGCUCCGCCUCCAGGCCCCCUCCACUCGGCCUUCUCCAGCUCCCGGGACUUGGCCUCCUCCCGGGACGACUUCUUCCGCACCAAGCCGCGCUCGGCCAGCCGCCCGGCCGCCGAGCCUUCGGGUGCCCGCGGGGGCGAAAGCGCCGGGCUCAAGGGCGCGCGUUCGGCCGAGGGCCCCGGCGGGCUGGAGCCCGGCCUAGAGGAGUACCGGCGCGGGCCCUCCGGGGCUGCGGCUUUCCUGCACGAGCCGCCCUCGCCGCCGCCGCCCUUCGACCACUACCUGGGCCACAAGGGGGCGGCCGAGAGCAAGACCCCCGACUUCCUGCUGUCGCAGUCGGUGGACCAGCUGGCGCGGCCGCCGUCGCUGGGCCAGGCGGGGCAGCUCAUCUUCUGCGGCUCCAUCGACCACCUCAAGGACAACGUCUACCGCAACGUCAUGCCCACCCUGGUGAUCCCCGCGCACUACGUGCGCCUCGGCGGCGAGGCUGGCGCCGCGGGCGUGGGCGACGAGCCGGCCCCGCCCGAGGGCACGGCACCCGGCCCAGCGCGCGCUUUUCCGCAGCCCGACCCCCAGCGCCCGCAGAUGCAGGGCCACUCAGGCCCGGGGGGCGAGGGCGGCGGGGGCGGCGGAGGCUGGGGGGCCGGGCGCGCGGCGCCCGUCAGUGGCUCGGUCACCAUCCCUGUGCUGUUCAACGAGUCCACCAUGGCGCAGCUCAACGGGGAGCUGCAGGCCCUGACCGAGAAGAAGCUACUGGAACUGGGCGUGAAGCCGCACCCGCGCGCCUGGUUCGUGUCCCUCGACGGGCGCUCCAACUCGCAAGUGCGCCACUCUUACAUCGACCUGCAGGCGGGCGGCGGGGCCCGCAGCACCGACGCCAGCCUGGACUCGGGCGUCGAUGUGCACGAGGCGCGGCCCGCGCGCCGCCGGCCCGCGAGGGAGGAGCGGGAGCGCGCCCCGCCUGCCGCGCCGCCGCCGCCGCCCGCGCCCCCGCGUCUGGCGCUCAGCGAGGACACGGAGCCCAGCAGCAGCGAGAGCCGCACGGGUCUCUGCUCUCCAGAGGACAACUCGCUGACGCCGCUGCUGGACGAGGUGGCGGCGCCCGAGGGCCGGGCGGCCACGGUACCCCGGGGGCGGGGCCGCAGCCGCGGGGACAGCUCCCGCAGCAGCGCCAGCGAGCUGCGGCGCGACUCGCUCACCAGCCCGGAGGACGAGCUGGGGACGGAGGUGGGCGACGAGGCCGGCGACAAGAAGAGCCCGUGGCAGCGGCGGGAGGAGCGGCCGCUGAUGGUGUUCAACGUCAAGUAGCGCCGGCGCCGGGCCUGGCACCGCCCCUCCCGCGCGAGCCCGCACCCAGGGUGCGCGCCCCCGGGGCCUGCGGGGGCCCUCGCGCGUAGCCCCCAGGCCCAGGCUGGAGAGGGGCCCAGGGGCUUUGGAGCCGUUCCGUGGUAGGUGCUGGGUUGUGUCUUGCAAGGGACCCUGUGUCUGCCUCCAAGCCGGGGAGGAGGGGGGGGUCCAGCCCCCAAGGGGAGGUGCCGGGGAGGAGGGCUGGGGGGAAGCAGUGCCUGUGUAGACGUGGCUGUACAUAGAAAGCUCUAUUGUGGGAAAGCAGGAGGGGUGACCCAGCCUCAGCUGCUAGUGUGAGGGCUGGGAAGGGAGGGGGCGUUCUCUCUGGACCCCUGGGAGGGGAGGGGGUGCUGCUUGCUGACUAGCCCAUCUCUGGGCUACGAUGUCACAGGGCUGGUGGCUGGGACAGCUCUGGGGACUAGGGGGUAAUGUGAUACAGCCGAUGUGGGCAGCAGCAAAUACAAAACUGGUGAGGUUAA